Molecule: messenger RNA, 7115 nt
Organism: Drosophila montana
Lineage: Eukaryota; Metazoa; Arthropoda; Insecta; Diptera; Drosophilidae
Gene: tay
Product: tay bridge
Exons: 15
Coding region: 1051-6882 (1943 amino acids)
Source: RefSeq, a predicted model, not a curated record
AUUUAGCAAAUGAUUAUAAAACACUUAAACUUACACGAAAGUGAAUAAAUUGUUAAAUAUAAAAGUGCUUACCAUAAUAGAUAUAUGUAGAUACCGCGUGAAUCAAAUGUAAAAUGUUUAAAAAUUAAUUACAACUUUCGACAAAUAGUAUGUAAUGCGUACUGAUGUGUGCGGCGCUGUGGCUGUUGCUGCGUACACAACACGUAGGAAACACGGAAUAUUGUGUGCACUUUUCAAACAAGUGCAAGCGAGAUGGCUAUUGCUACUAGAAUCAUUGUAUACAACAUCUUUCAUACACAUACAUACAUACAAGGCAAGUAGCGCGCGAGCGCUCUUGUAGCCGACAUUGCUCUAGCGACUAUAGAGCAUAAAGAAAUAAAACAAUUUCAAAAAUAUAUAAAAAUCUGUCGUGAUUGUAAUUAUGAGAAAUAACAUACCAAGAAUAUAUUAAAUACAACGAAACAAUGAACAUUUGUAAUAUGGAUAAAAACUAAUUUAUACAUACAUAUAUGUGUGUUCAUAAGUACAAAAACUUAUAUAUGUAUAUUAUGUAGACACAAAUGAAAACAGUUUCAGUUUAAAACAUGGUCAAUAAUAUGCAUUUGUGUUCAAAUAUACGUGUUUUUUGUUUAGUGAAGUACAUAAGUGCAAGUAUGAACCUUUCUGACGGAGUGAUGAAAAGUGUAAAAGAUGGUGUCGGGCGGUGGAUAGAGAAAGGGGGAAUGAUAAUGCUAUGUAUGUAUUUAUGUACAAUUUACAUAUGUUUAAAUGAACACGCAACAUAAAUAUAUAUCAUACGUUUUUUGUUCAUAUGUGUAAAAUUGUCCAAAAUUCUUAACCGAUUAGUGCAUUUUACUCUACAACAAACCGUUUGGCUGGUACUAAAAUUAUUAUUAGGUGGAGUGGUAUUUUAUAUUUCAUCUUUACUAUGAAAGCUUUGAUGGCACCCACAGCAUUAAUAGCUAAAAUAGAAACAACAGACAAUUAUUGAUACUAUAGAAAGGCGCAAGCACACACAAAAAGAGAAACAGCUAAUAAUAAUUUAUUGACAUGGAUACCAACAAUACAAACUCAACUGGAACGCCGGUGUUAAAAUCGCUUGCUGCCUCAAGCGUUCUACAGGAGUCACGCGCUCUUUUAACGCAACUCGACAGUGUAGAGGCAGCUAAAGCGGUUAUUCCUGUGAACUCGGCUAUCGUGAGUGCCAACAAAAAUCAACAACAAGAUGCGACGAACACACUUGGUACGAUUGCAGUUGUAAGUGAUCAACCAGUCACUUCAACACUUACGUCGAUAACAAUGCCAAACACAACGGCCGUGGGACUGAACCUGCCGCCACCUACACCGAAUUUAAGUGUUGCAGGAUCUGCAACUGAUGUUGAUUUAUUGAGUUGUUUGCUCCCAGCGCCGCCUUCAUUUGUAACUGCAGGACUAAUACCAACGUCAACACCACCACCUCACACUUCUUCAGACCAAACAGCACUAACGCCUGCACCAUGUGCAAGUGAUUUUGACUCUGACACGGAAUUGUCAAUCGUAGCAGCAACAGCUGCAACAGAAGUUGCGUCCACAGUAGACAACUCGGCCACUUCACCAAUCUCCACCUUGUCGUGCGCACCAGUUCAAACUGCAUUAUUAGCAACCACAAACGGCCACAUCAAUAGCAACAACACCUCCAGUAGUUGUCCUCAACUGAGUCUUAACACAAAACAGCAGCGCCAACAAAAACGUCGGCGUGAGCGAGCCCAGCGCCUGCAGGCAGAGCGCGAUAGUCGAUGCAAUUUAAGUGCAUUAAGUGGCACUCUAAUUGCAGGAUCUGUUGGUGUUAGCGUUAGCCUUGGUAUUGGCGCUGCUACUGGUGGUAGCAGUGGCGGUAUCAUUGGUUCGGUAACUGCACCUACCAUAAUAAUGGGUAACUCUAGCGCAGUGGCUCCUGGGAAUAGCUUGCUAUACAACCUCAAUAGUGCUGGUAGUAUGGGCGAAGAUAGCAAUAAUUCCAAUGGAAACUUUACUAGCAGUAGUAACGGCAGUAACAAUUUACUACCACCUACGGACAGCAUUGCAUCACUGCUAUUAAAUCCGCCACAUUCGCCCGAAUGUAAUUCUGGUCUUAUGGCCACCCCUAGUGACAGCGAAGGUGAAUCACUGGAUGAAGAUCUCCUUUCAACAUCAUCAUCGUCAACAUUGCUGCUUCCGCGCGAUAAGCCCCCCCCAAGGCCGCCACCUCCAGUUCGCCGAAAAUUGCCAAGAUCACCUGUCCUAGAAGAGGAAAUUAUUGAUGGAUUUGCCAUAUUAGAGUUUAAAACUUACGAAGAUCUUGAGUUUGCUAUUAAAUUGGGUCAAAAACGCAAGGAAAAACGGCUUUCGGCAUUAGAAGAACUGACGUGCACCUAUAGCAUAGAGGAGAUGAAAAUGCCAAAGAUCAUCGAUACUGGCCAACCGCACACACUGCGAACUACCAAUCUCUCCAGUUUGUCUAUUGUAAGCAACAAUAAUUUAAAAGAAGUUAAUCACCACCAACAUCGCGGUGUCGGUGCUGGGAUGGGGGGCACAAUUGUGGCUACGUCUAACAGCAUUAGUACUAACAUUAACAAUAAUACAGCAAGUAACAACAAUAGCAAUACGGUAUAUACUGUGCCAUUGGCAAGCAUGUGUAACGCACCGGACACGGAAGCAGAUAAUUGGGUGGAAGAUCCAUAUCGACAACAGCAGGAUCAGCUAAGCGGGAGUGCCAGUACUAUUAGCAUUGACAUUAACAGCAAUGCAAAUCAAAAUCAAAUUAGUAAUAAUCAACAUUUGAACCAUUUAACCCAAUCUAAGCAAACCGCAUCCUCUGUCAUCAACAUAAACAAUACGACUAUCCCAGGAACCGUAAAUACUGUCAUUGAUAGCUGCCUUCUGGAUAAUGGUAAUGCAAAGCUAUCCAUUGGUUCGGUCGUGCCACACAUAAAUCUAAGUGAUAAUGGAAAUGAAAGUAGUAGUAGCGAGAGUAAAUCUCAAAAUACCACCAAGAAUGCUAACCAACCAAAUAGUGUGGCAGUAGAAUAUAUUAGCAUUAAUAGCACAAAUUCAACUGAGGCUGCCACAUUAAAUAGUCGUCUAAAGGUUAUUUCGUCCUCAUGUCCAAAAAUCAAAAAGCUGAAUGGUUUAGAAUGCAGUGAAGCCGAUGUAAUUGCAACAGAAGCAGUCGCAGCGGGACUGACGUUGGAAAUUCAAGACUUUACGAACAGUUCAUCGAAGGUUAUAGGGACCAGUCUUUUGCUUCAAAAGGAUAACGAUCUAAAUGAAAAUUUUACUGAUAAUUCAAAUCACUGCACUAACAACUUCAACGAAACUAAUAUCUGUGAUAAGACUAACGGCGGGAUUACGAAUCCAGAAAACUUGGUAGCUUUUGUUUUCCCUUCAACGACAACCCAUGUGUCAAACGAUGCGCUUCAACAAUCAUCAACGCGCAAUUCAACGGAAUAUCCACAACCACAGACUAGUAGAACGAAAUGUGUAACUGCAAAUGUGUGUGGCAACGAUAUACCGAUAUUGUCGCAAGAAAUAAAUACACUGUCAAACACUUUACCUGGUGUUGGAGCAAAUGGGUCUCUUACAGUUGCCGGCGAGAGUAUUACCGAGUCUGCUAGCUUACAACAAACCGUCAGUGUGGUACCACCAACACUUUUAACGACGAAACCUGCAACAGGCCAUGGGAAUAAUCAAAAGCUAAGUACGGGAACAGAUAAUUUAUCGCAUACCAUACACGAUCCAGCUGCAACAUCUGCACAAGUUACUAGCCUUAGUAUUUCCGCGGGUUGCGAGUCAUAUCUUACAUCAGAAGCUGGACGAUGCGGACUUGAAUCGACGUCAUCUGUAAAUGCUCAAGGAAUUACUAUAAGCAACAAAAUGGUUACGUCGCUUGGGAUGGAAACUCCAGUGCAAAAGCCUACGAUUCCUUUGGGUACUCCCCUAACCUCCGUCACAAUAGCACCAUUACAUGGUUCAUUCGGCGAGCGAACUUCCAAUUUAUUGCUCGCAGCCAACAUUAAAUCUAAUGAUAAUGCAAUGCUGAGCAUGGAUGGGCUAGCAACAACUGCUUCCCUAGAUUCACAGAAGACCACUAAUAGCGCAGUACCCACGUCUACAUCCCCAAUUGCUAAUGGAUUCCUUUCUGGUCAUACAGCUGUCAGUUGUGCAACAUCAAAUGUUGGAAGUGUUCUAUCGCAUAUCGCUCCACACUCGGGAAACAAGAUGCUUUCUGUUCCUAUGACUUUGCCACCUAUUACGGCAGUUAGUUCUGGUGCAGCUGCUGCCUCCUGCAUUGCAAAAACAUCACUUAGUACAGGAAGUAGUCCAGUUGGGGCUGCAAGCUCUUCAUUGGUAUUUCAUGGUGCACCCCCACUGAUGCCUCAUUCGGGUGCAGGCCUACCUAUGCUAAUUCAAGCCACACCAUACCGUACUCCCUUUCCCCACUAUUCAGCUUUAUAUACACCAUAUAAUAACAUAGCACAUGGACAAUACCUGUCGCAAGUGAUACCAAUAGGGUCUUCUAAUACCUCGUCGUCGCCUCAGCGUUCGGAUACUCGCAACAGUCGAGAGUCGGCGACAACAUCAUCUUUAAAAGCACCAGUAACAAGUGCAUCUACACAGCAUCAGCACAGUGUCAGCGGCAUCGGAGGAAUGCGACCUAUUACGCCACUUGGUUAUGUGAUUUCCAAUAAUAAUACAACCCAGAUAUUAGGGACAAUGGCUACAACAACGUUAACGACAGUACCUUUGUUAAAUUCGACGCACUCACGACACUUAACAGCUAACGCCGCAGGUGCGUUUGGGGUAACAACCACCGGACCAGCUAUUGCAACAUCACAAUUGUCUACAAACUCCGGAAUUUCAGUUGGGGCUACUUCACAAUUACAACCAUCUGCACCAAUGCAAAUGCUUCCACAAACUGGGUAUCCAACCCACCUUCCUCAGGUACUAAGCUCAUAUCCACAGUUCGCACCUUCAACGUCGACACAACAGCAGCCACUUUUACGUUGUACUACCACUUCUGCUAAUGGCAUAAGUAAUACUUCAGUUCUUACUGUACAAAGUUUAAUGACGGCGAUGCCAUCGACGUCAAUAGCAGCAUCUAUAGCAUCGUCAUCUGUGAUUCAAAAAAUAGUUUCUCCCAAAAGCGGGAGCCCUAGCAGAGAUCGGGACACAAGCUACAGCAUUACAGCCGUGCGUCCAAGUAAUAGCGUGUCGGUGUCAGGCGGACCACCAGGCAUUACGUUUGGCCCAGCAUUUUGCAGCUUAGUUUCGUCGACACCCUACAGUGCCGUUUCUGCUUCGUCAUCGACUACGUUGUCAUCAGCAACACAUUCACUUCUAGCAGUUGGCGGACAUAGUAUAUCUGCAUAUACUACAAAGACAGGACUCUGGUUGAACCCUUCAGUUAUGCAGACCGCGGCAAUGACAUGUACACCAUCAAUUCCCAUUGUGACUAGUGGCAACGUUCGACCUUUACCCUCACCUCUGAACUCUGUUGCCACAGGGACACCUGCACGAGUAGCUGGAAAUGCAAUUUCACCUCAAGCGGUACAUUCCACUGUUGGCAGUGGGCAUGUUCCAAUCCCUAAUUUUCAGGCCACAUAUUUUGCUACGCCCCAUGCACCAUCACAUUCAUCUUCAGCUGCCACCAUUUCCAUUGCAGCAAGUAGCAACAGUUCAGUUUCUCAUUUACCUUUAGUACCCCACACAACGGCUGUUAUUGCGACGAUGACCACAGCGACAACGACGACAUCAUCAAUCAGUACAAUGGGUAAUACACAAUCAAAUGUAGCAACGGUAACCACAGCAGUUACACCUACACCGCACCCAUUUUCCGCAGAAUCUCUUUUCCAGCCAAGCAAAAAUGAUCAAGCGGACUUAUUGCGACGCGAGCUUGACAGUCGCUUUUUGGAUCGCUCUGGCUUAACCCAACCUUCCCCAGCGUCCUCGUCGACAUAUUUGCGGCAAGAAUUGCACCAUCAUCAACAUCAGCACACGCACCUGCAUCAGCAUUCUCAGCUUAUGCCGGCGCCACCUAUGUCAGCCACAACCACUGUACUGCCGCCCACGACACCCACUUCAGCACAGAUUUUUCCACCACCACUAUUUAAAGACAUUCCCAAGGUAGCUGCAGUCGACCCGCAGUUUUAUCGUGCUGGUAUCGGACUACCUCCUGGAUAUACGGGAUAUAAUCCAACAGGUCUUUUGCAUAGUGGUUUGGGGGGACCAACUCCAUUUAUGCCACCCAAUCAUUUGACUACAUUUGCCCCAAAGAAAACUGGACGUUGGAAUGCUAUGCAUGUCCGAAUUGCGUGGGAAAUUUACUAUCACCAAAACAAACAAAAUUCUGAAAAAACUGUGUCCAUUGUGGGUUCUAGUCUUAACAACAACGGUAGCAGUGUAAACUCUGGGACUUCUGGUGCAACUAGCAGCGCGCUCAGUAUAAACACAGCAGCUACCGGGGGUAUACCUGCAAGCAACAUAGCUGUUUCCGCGACCAGUGUGGUUGUGGCCAGUGGAUCCGCAACAUCACUAAGUAUGAAACCCUCGCCUGCGUUGACUCUAAGUUCAACGUCACCGCACCUUCUACAUCGAUCAAGUGAACUGACAUCAGCUGCGUAUGCCAGAUCGCCAUUUGAAGCUUCACCACUAGCUGCAAGUUUCCUAGGUGCACCACCUAGUCAUAUCGGUACAGCGGUUUCCCCGUUCGGCCGGUACGUGGGAUCAUUCGGAUUUGCCGGUCUAACACAUUUUGGACGGGAUAUUACAUUGGGUGGACAUUUGGAUACGUGGAGCUGGUAUUUCUUGGCCUCGCCGGUCCAGCUAUUUUGCUUUCCACCCAUUUUCCGUCCGUCGAUAAUUUAAAUUUAUCCGUACCAUUUCUAAACAUAUUUUUCGUACAUUUUGGAAAAUGAGGAGGAAAUCCAUCAAAAAAAGAACCAAAACUUGGUAUCAAUGAGAAUAUUUAAGGAAAAAUAAACUUUCGUUCAUUAAACCUUUAAUAUUAAUAGGGAUAUAUUUUAGAACACUAGAUUUUGCGAAAACUGUAAAUAAACGUCUUGAAUGAAUUUUCCUUGAAUAAAAAUGUAUUUCCGUAA